GUUGUAUGGUUGGGCCCUGGAAAUGGGAUGUCAGUCCCGCUCAGGGAGCAUAAAGGAAGAAGGAAGGUUUCCCAGUUGCUGCCGCUGUGACAGCGAGUGAGAGCCAGCGCAGGAAGAUGUCUGUGGUCACGGCCGCGGUCCCGGCUCCGCAGGGCCCCGUCAACCCGCCGCCUCCGGAGGUCACUAAUCCCAACAAGCCCGGCAGGAAGACCAACCAACUGCAAUAUAUGCAGAACGUGGUGGUAAAGACCUUGUGGAAGCAUCAGUUUGCUUGGCCUUUCUACCAACCUGUUGAUGCAAUUAAAUUGAAUUUGCCGGAUUAUCACAAAAUCAUAAAAAACCCCAUGGACAUGGGGACGAUCAAGAAGCGCCUGGAACACAACUACUACUGGAGUGCCAGUGAAUGUAUGCAGGAUUUCAACACCAUGUUUACAAACUGUUACAUUUACAACAAGCCCACAGAUGACAUCGUCCUCAUGGCCCAAGCCCUGGAGAAGAUCUUCCUGCAGAAAGUUGCCCAGAUGCCUCAGGAGGAGGUUGAGUUGUUACCCCCGGUCCCUAAAGGCAAAGGUCGCAAGCCGUCAGCGGGCACACAGGGUGCAGGAGCGCCGCAAGCCCUGGCCGUGUCCUCCGUGUCCCCCCCAGCCGUGUCUCAGACGCCCGUCAUUGCUGCCACCCCCGUGCCAACCAUCACCGCUAAUGUCCCGCCCGUCACUGCCCCUCCCGCCGCUGCCCCCCCUCCGCCUGCUGCUCCGAUAAUGCCCGUGGUGCCCCCGACGCCACCGGUGGUCAAGAAGAAGGGUGUGAAGCGGAAAGCAGACACGACCACCCCCACCACCUCGGCCAUCACCGCCAGCCGGAGCGAGUCGCCCACAGCCCUCGCGGACCCCAAGCAGGCCAAAAUCAUCGCGCGCCGGGAGAGCGGCGGCCGGCCCAUCAAACCACCAAAGAAGGACCUUGAGGAUGGGGAGGUGCCCCAGCACGCCGGGAAGAAGGGCAAACUCUCCGAGCACCUCAAGUACUGUGACAGCAUUCUCAAGGAGAUGCUCUCGAAGAAGCACGCAGCCUACGCAUGGCCCUUUUACAAGCCUGUCGAUGCGGAGGCCUUGGAAUUACAUGACUAUCAUGAUAUUAUCAAACACCCCAUGGAUCUCAGUACUGUUAAAAAAAAAAUGGACAGUCGGGAAUACCAGGAUGCACAGGGGUUUGCAGCAGACAUUCGGUUAAUGUUCUCUAAUUGUUACAAGUACAAUCCUCCAGACCACGAGGUGGUAGCGAUGGCCAGGAAGCUCCAGGACGUCUUUGAGAUGAGGUUUGCAAAGAUGCCCGAUGAGCCUGCAGAGGCCCCACCUCCCCCUCCCCCGGCAGCAGCAGUGGUGAGCAAAAGCACAGAGAGCAGCCACAGCAGCGAGGAGAGCAUUUCCGCCUCGGAACAGAAAGGGUAUGUGGAGGCAUCAGUUACCUUGCUGUGAAGUCUGAUUGCCUUUGUCACUGCUCUCCCCCAGCUGAAGGCUGUCCAUGAGCAGCUGGCUGCAUUGUCACAGGCACCAGUGAACAAACCAAAGAAAAAGAAAGAGAAAAAAGAGAAAGAGAAGAAAAAGAAAGAUAAAGAGAAGGAAAAAGAAAAGCACAAAAUAAAAGCUGAGGAGGAGAAGAAACCCAAGGUGGCUCAGCCAGCAAAACAAGCCCCACAGAAGAAGGCCCCAGCUAAGAAAGCGAAUAGCACAACCACGGCUGGCAGGCAGCCCAAGAAAGGAGGCAAACAGGCAUCUGCAACCUACGAUUCAGACGAGGAGGAGGAAGGUCUGCCCAUGACCUAUGAUGAGAAACGACAGCUCAGCUUGGACAUCAACCGCCUGCCUGGGGAGAAGCUGGGCAGAGUGGUGCACAUCAUCCAGUCCCGGGAACCUUCCCUCAGAGACUCCAAUCCCGAUGAGAUAGAAAUAGAUUUUGAGACAUUGAAGCCCACGACUUUACGAGAACUGGAGCGAUACGUGAAGUCUUGUUUACAGAAAAAACAGAGGAAACCAUUUUCUGCAGGUGGGAAAAAGCAAGCAGCGAAGUCAAAAGAAGAAUUAGCUCAGGAAAAGAAGAAAGAACUAGAAAAACGGUUACAGGACGUCAGUGGGCAGCUAAACAACAACAAGAAACCUGCAAAGAAAGAGAAAUCCGGCUCGGCUCCCUCGGGAGGCCCUUCCCGGCUCAGCAGCAGCAGCUCCUCCGAGUCUGGGAGCAGCAGCUCCAGUGGCUCCAGCUCAGACAGCAGCGAUUCGGAAUGA
This is a messenger RNA of Nestor notabilis (Kea), 2279 nucleotides long. Its product is annotated as bromodomain-containing protein 3-like. Gene Ontology annotation, biological process: regulation of DNA-templated transcription; chromatin remodeling. Gene Ontology annotation, cellular component: nucleus; chromatin. Lineage: Eukaryota; Metazoa; Chordata; Aves; Psittaciformes; Psittacidae. The record is from RefSeq and is a predicted model, not a curated record.